AUGAAAUGCACGUUGCUGGUUUUAACUCUUUCUAACGUCACUGCCUGGGCCGCUGCCAGUCCAGCUUAUGGGCUGGCUGCUCGCGUUGGGGCCCGCACCGAACGCAACCGUCUCUCUCAUAUCAGACUUCCCGCCAGUUCACCUAAAGAUAUCCCCGGACUUGAAUCCACCAACCAAACUAAUAUCGAUUUCUCCUGUAACUGGGCUGGCGCUGUGCUCGCUGCGCCUCCCUCAGGGACUAUUUUCACGUCCGUUUCCGCCGAGUUUACUGUGCCGAUCCCUAGGACUGUGAAUAACCGAGCUGGCUCUUCAUCCGCCUGGGUUGGGAUUGAUGGCGAUACUUACCAAAAUGCCAUUCUACAGACAGGUAUUGACUUUUCUGUUACUGCAGACGGCUCUGCUUCCUUUACUGCCUGGUAUGAGUGGUAUCCGGAUUAUGCCUAUGACUUCUCUGGCAUUAGUAUCCAAGCCGGAGAUACAAUAUUUGUUCUGGUGAGGUCUAGCUCUUUCAGUACCGGAAUUGCAAUUAUUGAAAACCUCACAACCGGGGAAAAGGUGGCGCAAACUCUUACCGCACCUCAUGCGUCUUCGACGUUAGGCGGCCAAAAUGCGGAGUGGAUUGUUGAAGAUUAUAAAGAAGGCGAUGGCUUAGUCACACUUGAUAACUUCGGCCUGGUUGCUUUUAGCAACGCUCGUGCUGGGUUGUCGGAUGGAAGUCCUGUUGGAACGGACCGCGCAAAUAUUGUGGAGUUGAAGCAAAACGGUAGAGUUUUGACCUCCGUCUCCGUCCCAAGUGCGUCUGAGGUCAUCAUCACUUCCAGGUCUUGGCCGGAAGGUCUCUAG
Talaromyces proteolyticus is the source of this 843-nucleotide messenger RNA. RefSeq names its product putative aspergillopepsin-2 precursor. The record is from RefSeq and is a predicted model, not a curated record. Gene Ontology annotation, molecular function: glutamic-type endopeptidase activity. Gene Ontology annotation, biological process: proteolysis. Lineage: Eukaryota; Fungi; Ascomycota; Eurotiomycetes; Eurotiales; Trichocomaceae. The coding region runs from base 1 to 843 and encodes 280 amino acids. The transcript has a single exon.